Messenger RNA from Vitis riparia (riverbank grape), 1535 nucleotides. RefSeq names its product DEAD-box ATP-dependent RNA helicase 58, chloroplastic. The transcript has 11 exons. Gene Ontology annotation, molecular function: RNA helicase activity; RNA binding; ATP binding. The record is from RefSeq and is a predicted model, not a curated record. Bases 16 to 1461 code for a protein of 481 amino acids. NCBI's taxonomy places the organism in Eukaryota, Viridiplantae, Streptophyta, Magnoliopsida, Vitales, Vitaceae.
CUUUCUGUGAGUCUAAUGGCUUCUCUUCCAACUGCUCAGUUUCUCUCUCUUUUUCGUACUUUCUCGGGAAAAUCAUGUCCUCCUCGGGUUCUCGCUCCAUCACUAAAUUCUAAUCGUAGAACCGAUUCCACCGUUCACUUUACGCAGCGUGUUUCCAACUCUAAUUGCAAUGCCAAGCCUGCACAAGCCACUCUCAAUUCUUCUUCUAUAACUGAAGCAUCUGAUAUUGGAGAGAGGACCUUGACUCUUCGAGAAAUUUGCCAAGGUUGCGUACCGGAGCACGUGUUGCGUAGAAUAGAAGAGGUCGGAUUUAUUGUGCCCACAGAUGUACAGCAGCAAGCUCUGCCGGUUCUUCUUUCUGGUCGUGAUUGCAUACUCCAUGCUCAGACAGGUUCUGGAAAGACUCUUACAUACCUACUAUUGAUAUUUUCAGUGGUGAACACUAAAAAAUCUGCUGUGCAAGCACUGAUUGUGGUGCCUACUAGGGAGCUCGGAAUACAAGUCACCAAAGUAGCUCGUAUGCUAGCUGCAAAGCCUAUGGAACCUGAAUUGGAGCAGAAGUCAUGUACUGUUAUGGCUCUUUUAGAUGGAGGAAUGCUGAAAAGACACAAAAGUUGGCUAAAGGCUGAGCCCCCAACAAUAGUGGUUGCAACUGUGAGAAGUUUGUGCCAAAUGCUGGAGAAGCAAAUUUUCAAGCUAGAAUCAAUGAGGGUGCUGGUAAUUGAUGAGGUGGAUUUCAUGUUCAAUUCUUCAAAACAAGUUGGUUCUCUUCGAAAGCUUUUAACAUCAUACUCUUCAACCAAUAACCGUCAGACUGUUUUUGCCAGUGCAUCCAUCCCCCAGCACAGACGAUUCCUACAUGACUGUAUACAGCAGAAAUGGACUAAGAGUGAUGUGGUUCAUGUCCACGUGAAUCCAAUUGAGCCCAUGCCAUCAUCUCUACACCAUAGAUUUGUGAUAUGUAAUAAAUAUGAAAGGCGUCAAACUUUGCUAUCCUUAUUGCACUCUGAUGCACCUGAGUGUGGCAUAAUUUUUGUUGGUGAACAGUCUGAGAAGUCAAAAAAAGCUGGAAAUGCUCCAUCAGCAACUCUUUUAAUUGAUUUCUUGAAGACUUCAUAUGGGGGUUGUCCAGAUAUUCUUCUUCUAGAGGAAGACAUGAAUUUCAAUUUGCGUGCAGCUUCACUAUCAGAAGUGAGACAAAGAGGAGGCUAUCUUCUUAUAUCAACAGAUAUAGCAGCCAGAGGAGUCGACUUGCCUGAAACUACCCAUAUAUACAACUUUGACCUCCCAAGAACUGUUGUAGAUUAUCUUCACCGAGCUGGACGAGCUGCUAGGAAACCAUUCUCUGAUCAGAAAUGCUGUGUCACCAACAUCAUAACAUCUGAGGAGCGGUUUGUCUUGCAGAGGCUCGCGCUAAUUCCACUGAUGGCAGGGUCACGCCUCAAAGCGACGUCGUUUUGAUUAAGACAGCUAAAAAGCAUUACGGCGUAUGCUACGUCAGAAAGGCCAUAGAAAUAAUAGAAAGCGUCAAAACG